AUGGAUCAAGGAAUCCCCGAGAGCAAACGCCCUCGUCUCUCAUGGUCCUCAUCUGCAGCCCAAGGUGCCUCGCUCCCGCAUCUUCAUGUCACCCCAACCGUUCAGCGUUCUCAUCCUCCUUCAUCGCAUCCUGCCGCUGCUCCUCAGCAGCAUCAUUCGACCUCGGGCCAGUAUCAACAGACAUAUGCACCCCGCUCAGCGGACCACGUCACCGUGCCUGCGCAAGGCCAUACCCAGCAGCAGCAGCAGCAGCAGCAGCAGCAGCAGCAGCCGCAUUCUGACCUCGACCGUCGCCAUUACGAACAAGAGACUCUUGCUCCCUUGCAAGAUCAUUAUCGUCAUCCUCAAACACAACCUCAGCCACAACUUCAACCCCAACAGCAGCAGCCUCCUUCGCCGGCGAAUCCCACCUACUCCCAAUACCCUCCGAGAGACUCGCUUGUGACGAGGGAAACCGGUGAAGAUCCUCGACGACCGAACUCGACGGGUCAUGCCCCGGACGCGGUACCACCUGCACCGCACGCCGUACCGGCUCCUCAACCUGCCGCUCCACUUCAGUCUGCCGUGUAUCCGGCAGAAGGCCAACCACGACACAUGAGUUACGAUGCCGGCCAGCCGGUGCCUCCGACGACGGGAGUGUAUCGUGCGCCGACCUUUCCUCAGCCUGCGCCGUCGUCUCACCAAUCCUCCUACGACGCUCAUGCCUCCUAUCCCACCGAGGCUUUCUACAGCAUCUACCCGUCAGCAACCACGACGAAGAAGAAGAACACCCGAGCAUCCCAGGCUUGCGACCAGUGUCGCCAGCUCAAGGCAAAGUGUGACGAAACCAAGCCAUGCAAGACAUGCAGAGAUAAGGGCACCGAGUGCAGAUACCGGGACCCCGUGCCCAAAGCCACGGACAAAGCCCAAGCCGACAUCCUCGAGGGCAUCACCAUGAUGCAGGACAGCCUCAACAGACUGGCAGAUCACGUCCAUCACAUGAACGACAGGAUGACAAAGAUUGAGUCCUCCGUCUCCAUGUUUCGUGGCAGUGGUCACGUUCGGCCAGACUCUGGAUUCCCCGAGGACACCAAGUCCUUCUGCCGUCAUUCUCCUGCGUCCAUCCAACCUGAGUAUUACACGCACGAGAUUCCACGCGACCACAUGUCAAGCCCCCCCAAACGCCUGCCCAUGCAAAUCAUGGUAGAGGACGAGAUAGAAGCAGAGCCAGGCCCGCCAGUUCCUCCUGGAGAGCCUGCCAUUCCGAUCAACCACACCACGCUAGCGGGCCUGCUCCUGAACUGGGUGCCGAUACAGGCGCUCACAAGGAAGCAUGUGGAGCGGGCUGGCAUUCGUCACGUCGGCGAGUUCCCCAUCAGCCAGGAGCAGAAUCGUGGACAAUUAAUUGUUUACGGUCGGGGCGAAGCCUCGCACCCGUCUCGCCAGAUGAUGGAGAUCCCCGAUCGCGGCCCACUCGACACGGUUGAUGACCUGUCCGACUUUGCAUCGCCUUCUCCGGCUGCCGAUUGGGGACAUUUGGGCGGGCUCAGCCCUGCCGAGACUGUCGAUUACCGUGGCGGCGUCCUGGGCCACGAUGGCAACCCCGAUUUCACCGAAUCCAGGGUUUGGCAGUAUGUGAAGAGCUUCAAGGACAACAUACUGAACAUGCAUCCCAUCAUCCAACCUCAAGUCCUCGAUGAUUGGGUUCACCAUUUUUUGGACACGCUGCCGAAAGUGCAGCCAAAAUCCCUGAAGCAUCCAACGUCCAAGCCUACCUUUGCCGUCGGUGGCGGAGGUCACGAUACCGUGGGUUCAAAACGGAAGCGAUCCCCCGGGCUGGAUGGGCAGGAUGCCCCCUCGACGCCGGCCGCCGUGAGAGCUGGGAAACCGGAGCGGUCGAUCCACAACGCCUUGAUUCUGACCGUGCUAGCUCUCGGCAAGGUGUGUCUUCACCGCGACAACGUUCCCGACGCGGUUCAUCACGGUGAUCCACUUCCCCACGGGAGUCCCAUGAGUCGAAACGGAAUCCCGCCGUUGAUCCAGCGAUCACCACCGAGCCACUCAUCAUCACAGUCACAAUCCUCGGGACUGCCCUCGCCUAAUGAUCCGGAACGAGGCCCCCAGAGCAGACGAUCGUCGACGUAUGGAACGGGGCCCGUCCGGACUGGCUACAGCCUCAAGAAGAAUUAUGAAGUGAUACCGGGCCUCGAAUAUUUUGCGUUUGCCACCGACAUUCUCGGGAACCACCUCGGUUCCUACACGAACAUGAAGAAUGUUUACGCCAACAUCUUUGCUGGUCUCUACCAGGGACAACUGGCACGGCCGGUCGAGAGCUUUGCUUUCAUCCACCAGGCCGGCCACAAGCUGCAAGUAAUUAUGAGGCCGAGCCUAGGGAAGUUGCGGGACAUCAAACGUGCCGGCAUGUUCAUACAAGACGCAAAGUACAAUCAGCUUGCGCUCGCAUUCUGGACGUGCUUGCAACUUGAAAGCGAUCUCAUCGCAGAAUUACCGUUACCGCCGUCCGGGCUUCUCUCGUACGAGGAUGACAUGCCUCAUCCGAACAUGAGCCUCAUCGAAGGCGUCGACCAAGGAGUUCUAGACAGCUACCCUGGGCAGCUCUACCUGAGGACGCACCUCAACAGCAUACAUCGCAUGUUUUACUCCCCUCACGACCCUUCCGAGUCCAAGGAGGCGGCAGACAACAAGUUCAAGAACGUGGGACUCGUGGCGGAUGGGGUCUCCGACAUGACAUGGGUUGCGCCGCGAUACGCCUUCAGGGAAGAAGACCCGCCGGCUACCGAGAUUCUCGGGGCGAGGCUGAGGGGCAAGUACUGGGGUGCGCAGGUCAUCACGUACCGGCCGUUUGUCCGGGCAAUCUUGGAAUUCAACCACAACCAGAAGAUUCACCCGGCGAGCCCGAACUUUCCAACGACGCCCGAGUUUCGCGAAGGCAUCGUCUAUCCAACGAUCGCACCGGGCACGAGGACAUCGAACGAUCUCGACCCGAAACUAGUGGAGCUGGCCCGUAGAGGGAUCAAAGCUUUGAUUGAGAGCACGAGAGCGUUUCAUGGUCUAGGCGAAAGCCGUCCAAUCAUCACCAACGUGUUCGGAACAGCACAUGCUCAAUGGGGGAACCUGGUCGUCCUAUCGGCCGCGUUUCGCGACCCUGUUCUGAAGUCCAGCGUCGAUGAGGAACUCCUGAAAGGUCUAUUCCAGCGAACGAUACGGUUUCUGGCACAAUCUUCUACGGCAACAAGCACGCUUAGAAUCGACAUGUAUAUCCUGCAGUGUCUGCAGAAGGAUCUGUUCCACACCCAUGACGUCAAGACCAACUCGAGUUUCUCCAGCCAAGCGAGCAAUGCGAGCAGCGCAAGCGUGCAGGCAGUGAGGGUGCCCAUGGCGGUCUUGCCUCACGGCGUGCAUCCAGGCGGCGAGAACAACUUCUUGGCAGCCAUGUCUCGUCAAAGUCAGAUGGGCAUUCCCUUUGCAAGAUGA
This is a messenger RNA of Drechmeria coniospora, 3474 nucleotides long. RefSeq lists its product as uncharacterized. The record is from RefSeq and is a predicted model, not a curated record. Lineage: Eukaryota; Fungi; Ascomycota; Sordariomycetes; Hypocreales; Ophiocordycipitaceae. Bases 1 to 3474 code for a protein of 1157 amino acids. Gene Ontology annotation, biological process: regulation of DNA-templated transcription. Gene Ontology annotation, molecular function: zinc ion binding; DNA-binding transcription factor activity, RNA polymerase II-specific. The transcript is spliced from 6 exons.